AUGAAUCUCUAUACACCUUCUAAUGGAUUACUUGGCACUCAUGUUACUUGGGAAGACAUUGAGGAGGAUAUGCAACGAGAGUUGGAUACGGUUGCCUCAUUUGGGCCGAACAAAACUGCAAAGAAUGUAGGAGAUGGCAGAGGUUUCAUGUCAAGAAUUGCCCUUAUUGAACCUGACUGGCAGCACAAGGAUAAGCAACUCCCUGAAAAAUUUGUAGUCAAGAUCUUUGUUCCUAAAAUUAGGUUUGUAGAUUGUGUCUCAACUAGCUACGAUGGAAAUUACGGAAGAAAUGUCAAAAAAGAGAAACAUGAAGAACAUUUUCGACAAGGAGGAGCUCAAAAUGGCAAUGGAAUUUCAGCAGAAGCGUGUGACUUGCUCUUCCAAUCAAACUUUCAUUGUUAUCAAGUCCAUAAUGCAGAAAUCAACGUGUACAAUCAUCUGCUAAAACUUCCUCAAGAGAGUUUUCCUAAUGCAAAGAUUUACUACAUGAAGAAAUUCUCCGAAUAUAAUCCAGUCAAAGGAUACUUGAUCAUGGAAUAUAUCGAAAACAUCAAGCCAGUGCAUGUAUACGAGAACAUUCCACCGAAGUCUCUCAGCAAGGUACUCCGGGCCAAAGCAGUUCUGGAAGCGCUUUCUCUUCGAUUCACCGUUGGGGAGAAAAAAGAGUUCACGAACAAGCCCUUUACUGAACUUUUUGCACCCAUAUUCACCGAAGAAACAGUGCAAAGCAUGGUUUUGGCAUUGCGAGAUUUCGGAACAGAAUCUAUCAAACAGAAGAUUGACGAAAUGCAGAAAGUGCUCGUAGACGUAAUAGAUCUUCCGUGGGCGGACCAGCUAGCAGAUGAGCUAGGUGAUUGA
Molecule: messenger RNA, 858 nt
Organism: Strongylus vulgaris
Lineage: Eukaryota; Metazoa; Nematoda; Chromadorea; Rhabditida; Strongylidae
Source: the annotation of a GenBank genome assembly